Molecule: messenger RNA, 4095 nt
Organism: Drosophila novamexicana
Lineage: Eukaryota; Metazoa; Arthropoda; Insecta; Diptera; Drosophilidae
Gene: mle
Product: dosage compensation regulator
Exons: 5
Coding region: 77-4012 (1311 amino acids)
Biological process (GO): regulation of mRNA processing; positive regulation of transcription by RNA polymerase II
Cellular component (GO): intracellular anatomical structure; nucleolus; ribonucleoprotein complex
Molecular function (GO): 3'-5' DNA/RNA helicase activity; 3'-5' DNA helicase activity; ATP binding
Source: RefSeq, a predicted model, not a curated record
GCGUUCGAUACGGAAGCGGAGCUCUCCAAUUAAUUUGGAAAUUUUUUUUUUUCAUUGAAUUAUAUAUUUGCACAAAAUGGAUAUAAAAUCGUUUUUGUUUUCAUAUUGUGCCAAGAAUCAAACCGAACCGAAGUUCGAAGUGCGUCCAACGGGACCAAAGCACCGCCAGCGUUUUCUGUGCGAAGUGCGCGUAGAUCAGUGCCCAUAUGUGGCCGUGGGCAACUCCACCAAUAAAAAGGACGCCGAGAAGAAUGCCUCGCGCGACUAUGUCAACUAUCUGGUGCGCGUCGGCAAACUAAAUGCCAAAGAUGUGCCAGCGGAUACGGCUGGAUCAGCUUCGGCAGGUGGUGCUGAGGCAGGCGGUGGUGGCGGCGGACGCAUCACGGGUGGCCAGCAGCGACGCUUCUUUGGUGAUGCAUCGCGGGGCCCACAGGAUCUGGGCGAGGCCUAUCGCCCGCUGAAUCAUGACGGCGGACGCGACCGCUUCAACAUUAUCGAUCAUGUCCAGGAGCAAAAGGACAUGAACGAAGCCGAAUCGAUUGACGUGAACGCGGCCAUACACGGCAACUGGACCAUCGAGAACGCCAAGGAUCGCUUGAAUAUAUAUAAACAAUCGAACAACAUACGCGACGAUUACAAGUAUACGCCCGUGGGCCCGGAUCAUGCUAGGAGCUUUAUGGCGGAGCUGUCCAUAUUUGUGCCGGCCCUGAAGCGCAAGGUGACCGCACGUGAGACCGGCUCCAACAAGAAAUCGGCCAGCAAGUCGUGCGCCCUGUCGCUGGUGCGUCAGCUAUUCCAUCUAAAGGUAAUCGAGGCCUUUAGCGGCACACUCAAAAAGAAGAAGGACGAGCAACUGAAGCCGUAUCCGGUUAAGCUAGAUCCGCAGCUCAUCGAUAGCGUUGACGAGGUGAUCAAGGAGCUGGAGUUGCCCGUGGUUAAUCCACGCAACAUCAAAGUGGAGCCCGAUGCUGCGCCCAUGUCGCUGAUUGUCGCUGCGAAUCGCUUGGACACCAACCAGGAGAUCGAGACACGCGCACGCCAGGAGAAUAUUGCCGUUAUACCCUGGACACCGCCGCAGCCCAACUGGAAUGCCUGGCAUGCUUGCAACAUCGAUGAGGGCGAACUGGCCACCGCCGCGGUGGAUGAUCUGUCCAUUGAGUAUGAGCGUCAGUUGUGUGAGCGUCGCCAGAAUAAUCCCGAGUACCGUCAGUUUCUGGAGUUUCGCGAUAAGUUGCCAAUUGCAGCCAUGCGCUCGGAAAUCAUGACCGCCAUCAACGAGAAUCCGGUUGUCAUUAUACGCGGCAACACCGGCUGCGGCAAGACCACACAGAUCGCCCAGUAUAUACUCGAUGAUUAUAUUACCUCGGGCCAGGGCGGCUAUGCCAAUAUUUAUGUGACCCAACCGCGUCGCAUAUCGGCCAUUUCGGUCGCUGAGCGUGUCUCACGCGAACGUUGCGAGCAACUGGGCGAUACUAUUGGCUAUUCGGUGCGCUUUGAAUCCGUUUUUCCACGUCCAUAUGGCGCCAUACUCUUCUGCACGGUCGGCGUUCUGCUGCGAAAACUGGAGGCGGGUCUGCGCGGCAUAUCGCACAUUAUUGUCGACGAGAUACACGAGCGCGAUGUGAACAGUGACUUUUUGUUGGUCAUUUUACGCGACAUGGUCGCCACCUAUCCGGAUUUGCACAUUGUUUUGAUGUCCGCUACAAUUGAUACAACUCUCUUUUCGAAAUACUUUGGCGACUGCCCCGUGCUGGAGGUGCCUGGACGCGCCUUUCCGGUGCAGCAAUUCUUUUUGGAGGACAUCAUACAAAUGACUGGCUUUGUGCCCUCGGCAGAGUCGCGUCGCAAGCGCAAAGAGGCCGAUGAUGAGGAGCAACUGUUGCUCAGCGACAAUCAGGAGGAGGGUGAGCAGAAUCUGAAUAAAGUGUGCGAGGAUAAGUACUCGCUGCAGACACGCAAUGCGAUGGCCAUGCUGUCCGAAUCGGAUGUCAGCUUCGAGCUGCUCGAAUCGCUAUUGCUGCAUAUCAAAUCGAAAAACAUUCCCGGCGCCAUUCUGGUCUUUCUGCCCGGAUGGAAUCUGAUCUUUGCUUUGAUGAAGUUCUUGCAAAGCUCGAACAAUUUUGGUGAUCCACAACAUUAUCGCAUCUUGCCCUGCCACUCGCAGAUACCGCGCGAUGAUCAACGCAGGGUUUUCGAGCCGGUGCCCGAUGGCAUCACCAAGAUCAUUUUGUCAACAAACAUUGCCGAGACUUCGAUAACUAUUGAUGAUAUUGUCUUUGUUGUGGACAUAUGCAAGGCGCGCAUGAAACUCUUCACGUCCCACAACAAUUUGACCAGCUAUGCGACUGUCUGGGCCAGUAAAACCAAUUUGGAGCAGCGCAAGGGUCGAGCCGGACGUGUACGUCCCGGCUUUUGCUUUACGCUCUGCUCACGCGCACGUUUCGCCCAGCUGGAGGAGAACUUGACGCCGGAAAUGUUCCGCACACCGUUGCAUGAGAUUGCGCUAACCGUGAAGCUAUUGCGCCUCGGCGCCAUACAUCAUUUUCUGUCCAAGGCAUUGGAGCCGCCGCCAGUGGAUGCUGUCAUCGAGGCGGAGGUGCUGUUGCGCGAUAUGCGCUGCCUGGAUGCCAAUGAUGAGCUGACUCCGUUGGGCCGCCUGUUGGCACGUUUGCCCGUCGAGCCGCGUCUGGGCAAGAUGUUGGUGCUGGGCGCGGUGUUUGGCUGCGCUGAUCUGGUGGCCAGCAUGGCCUCCUAUUCCAGCACCUUCUCGGAGGUGUUCGCCUUGGACAUUGGACAGCGCCGUUUGGCCAAUCAUCAGAAGGCUCUGAGCGGUCGCAAAUGCUCCGAUCAUGUGGCCAUGAUUGUCGCCUCACAGAUGUGGCAGAGUGCCAAGAAGCGCGGUGAGCACGAGGAGGCACGCAUCUGCGACUGGAAGGGUCUGCAGAUGUCCACAAUGAAUGUAAUGUUUGAUGCCAAGCUUCAGCUGCUCGAUCUGCUGCAGCAGGCCGGCUUUCCGGAGGAGUGCAUGUUGCCGCAUCACGUGAAUGCCAAUUCGGAUGAUCCCGAGCUGGAUAUAUCCCUCGCCUUGCUCUGCCUGGGUCUCUAUCCCAACAUUUGCGUGCACAAGGAGAAGCGCAAGGUCCUGACCACCGAAUCGAAGGCUGCCCUGCUGCACAAGACCUCGGUGAACUGCAGCAAUCUGGCCGUGACCUUCCCCUAUCCGUUCUUUGUCUUUGGCGAGAAGAUACGCACACGCGCCGUCUCUUGCAAGCAAUUGUCCAUGGUGGCGCCGCUGCAGGUGAUGCUCUUUGGUUCGCGCAAAAUCGAUCUGGCGGCCAAUGGCCUGGUGCGCGUGGAUAACUGGCUCAACUUCGAAAUGGAUCCGGAGCAUGCGGCCAAAAUUGGUGCACUUAAACCGGCCCUUGAGGAUCUGAUUACCAUUGCCUGUGACAAUCCCAGCAAUGUACUCCAACUAGAUGAACCCUACGCCCGGCUGGUGCGCGUAAUCAGGGAACUGUGCGUCCAGAAUGCCGGCGACUAUGAGCUUCAGCGUGAAUGCGGUGUGUUGCCCCACAUGUCGCGCAACGUUGCCAGCGGCAACAACGCUGGCGGCGGACCAGCUAAACGUGGGCGCUACGAUAGUGGUCCUGGUUACGGUGGCAGAAGCGGAGGCUAUGGCGGUGGCGGUGGUGGUCGCCGUUAUGGUGGCGGCGGAGGCUAUGGCAACCGUGCAGGUGGCUUCAACAAUGGUGGCGGAGGCGGUUUCAAUAGUGGUGGAGGCGGUGGCUUUAAUAAUGGUAACGGUGGUGGCUUCAAUAGAGGAGGAGGCGGCGGCGGCGGCGAUGGCUACAAUAAUGAAGAAGGAGACGGCGGCUACAAUGAAGGAGGCGAUGGCUACAAUAAUGGAGGAGGCUUCGGCGGCUUUAACAAUGGCGGAGCAGGCUUUGGCAGCGGCAACAACUUUCAAAGUGAGGGCGGCAACUGGGGCGCCUUUUCCAAUCGUCGCUUUUAAAUAUUUUUUUAAUAUUAAUCCUUACCUUUGCUAUGCAUUAUAAUUAUGUCUGAUUACAAAUAAAAUAUAAAUAUCUACGAUCC